Macrosteles quadrilineatus (aster leafhopper) is the source of this 3207-nucleotide messenger RNA. RefSeq lists its product as uncharacterized. Bases 1 to 3207 code for a protein of 1068 amino acids. The record is from RefSeq and is a predicted model, not a curated record. Lineage: Eukaryota; Metazoa; Arthropoda; Insecta; Hemiptera; Cicadellidae. The transcript has 3 exons.
AUGUCAAUAAGGAGAUCAGAGAGGGAAACACACCCUCCAGACAGAUAUAAUCCAGCAAUUGGGAAUAACAACGACAAAACUGUUAAUCCAAAGCCAAGUAAAGACCAACCAUCAGUAUCUGCCAAAUCUAGUACUUCUUCUAGUAGACGACGAUUAAUGGAAGUGGAGUUGAAGAAGCUGGAAGAAAUACAGAAAUUGGAAAGAGCCCAUGAAGAAAGAGAAAUGGAGCGACAACGACAAGUUGAAGAAAUGGAGCCACAACGACAAGUUGAAGAAAUGGUGCGACAACGACAAAUGGAAGCUAGAGAACUAGAGCGACAGAAGCAACUGCUGACAGCGAGAGCUGAGCUUGAGUCUGCUUCAGUGUGUGGCAGUCAACAGUCAAGCCGCCCUAGUAAUCGAUCUGAAACCAAGGUAGGACUUAGCAUAAAUCUUGAUGAUGAGGAAGAACCGCAAAGCAAGGUUGAAAGGUGGUUGAAUGAAAAAGAACCGACAGUUCUUAAGUCCUCAUCAGCCAUCAUGACCUUAGCCUUGCAAAAGCUUGCGGAUACCUUCCAAAAAGCUAUACAGCCUGUUUCAUUUCGUCAAAAACAUCCAAGCUUCAGUGGCAAGCCUGAUGAAUGGCCGAUAUUUUUUUCGGCGUAUAAAAAAACUGCCUAUCUUUUUAGUGAGGAUGACAACCUCAUAAGAGUAAGGAAUUGCCUAGAGGGAGAAGCAUUUAGAAUGGUUAAGCCUCUUUUUGUCUCAAAAGAGAAACUCUGGCAGAAGAAAACUGACAUAAAGCCGGUUUAUACCAGUUCUACCGAAGACAAACAGUUUAACUGUCAAGACUACUGUGACCUUAUUCUAGCAAGGAAAAUAGUUGAAGGUCCUCCCAACUCUCCAGUCUUGUCUUGGAGCCGUUUAGGCUGGACAUUGCACGGUAAAUGUCAUGAACACAUUGGGCGAGUAGAUAGUCAAUUCACUUUAACGUCUUUUGAAAGUAAAAAACUUAAUGAUAUUAUCAAAGAUUCUUUUGAAAUCGAGAAUUAUGGCGUGUCCCUAGUAGAAGAUGACAAUGUGAAAUCAGUUGAAGACGAAAAAGCACUCAAGAUUUUAGAAGAUACAACCAAAAAAGUAGGGGAUAGGUAUGAAUCCGGCCUACUAUGGAAGUCAGAAGACUUUAAAUAUCCACCGAGCUAUGAAAAUGCGCUGAAAAGGCUUAAGGGUAUUGAAAGGAAGAUGGCAAGAGACGAAAACUUUCAUAACAAAUACAAAGCCAAGAUCACUGACUAUGAAGAAAAAGGUUACAUCAGAAAACUACGUGAUGACGAAGCUAAUGUUAUAAAUGACCGGACUUAUUAUCUGCCUCAUUUUGGGGUAAUAAAUCCAAACAAACCUGACAAACUGAGGUUAGUAUUUGACGCAGCUGCUAAAGCGAAUGGUGUGUCAUUCAAUGAUCGUUUGCUUAGUGGUUCUGACCUUUUGAACCCUCUGCCAGCAGUACUUCUCAAAUUCAGAUUAAGAAAAUUUGCGAUCGCAGGUGACAUACAAGAAAUGUUUCAUCAAGUACGUAUCAGAAAAGAAGAUGUCGAUUCGCAAAGGUUUCUAUGGAGAGAAGAUCCGAUCAACAAACCAGAUACCUAUAUCAUGGAAGCAAUGAUAUUUGGAUCAACGUGUUCCCCGAGUACUGCCUUGUAUGUAGUAAACAGCAACGCCAAGAGGUUUCUACAAAUUUACCCAGAAGCAAGUAAAGCGAUCCUCUGCAGUGAAUACAUGGACGAUCUACUAGACUCUACUGAUACAGAAGAAGAAGCUAGAAUUAGAAUACAACAGAUAACAGAAAUUCACAAGUCCGGAGGUUUUAAAAUCUGUAACUGGUUGUCAAAUUCAAAAGAAAUUUUACUUGAAAUACCGGAAGAUUUGAAGACAAACUCUACAAAACAACUGCAACCUGAAAGUCGUCUACCUACAGAACGUAUCCUCGGAAUGUGGUGGUAUGCUGAGACUGACCACUUUUCAUUUCACCGGAACGCCGAAAAGGUACAGUUAGUUGAAACAAGGUAUCCGACCAAACGUGAAGUUUUAAGAGGAGCUAUGUCCAUUUUCGAUCCAUUGGGAUUAGUUGUACCUACUACUAUAAAAGGGAGAAUGCUUGUUCAGGACAUUUGGCGAACAAACAUAACGUGGUACGAAGUUCUUUCGAUAGAACUUAGUAAAAAAUGGCAAGUCUGGCUACAAGAAGUAAAAUGUCUGCAGAGCUUCACCAUACCUCGAUGCUAUUUUAACGUCAAAACAAUUGAAGAAGUUGAACUCCAUACGUUUGUUGAUGCUAGUGAAGAGGCCUAUGCAGCAGUUUCAUAUCUACGCCAUGGAUGUGCCAGAGGUGCUUACAAGACCAUGCUUGUUAUGGCACGUGCCAAAGUAGCACCACUCAAACAAACAACCAUUCCCCGACUAGAACUCCAAGCAGCUGUUCUUGGAUGCAGAAUAGCUUGUAGCAUCAUAAAAGACAUUGACUUAACUAUUUCUCGUCAGAUAUUUUGGUCAGAUUCUGUAACAGUUUUGCACUGGCUGAAAUCCGACCCUAGACAAUUCAAACAGUAUGUUUCCAAUAGAAUUGGAGAAAUUCAAGAUUUGUCUAAACCUGAAGAAUGGAGAUGGGUUCCAUCAAAACAGAAUCCGGCAGAUGUUGCAACUAGAAGUAACAAAAAGUUUACAUCAGCCAUGCAUUCUGAAUGGAUUCACGGACCCUCAUUUCUAAUGCGAGAAUCGAGUGACUGGCCAAUACAACCGUCCACAAUACAAGUCAAGAAAAAUGAAGAAACAAAGAAGAGAUUUGUCGGAGUUGUAAACAGUAAUGAAAACCCUCCUCUUUUGACAGUUGAAAACUUUUCUUCUUGGGAAAAAGUGACACGUGUAUUAGCAUGGGUACACAGAUUUAUUAGCAUGCUAAGGUCCCAUACUACCGCCACCACCAGAAAGAAACUGAAAACGGUCAACCUAGAUUUUGGAAAUAUACCAGAACUUCAACCAGAGGAAAUUCAAAAAGCUGAACAGAACUUGAUAUCAAUGUCUCAAAAGGCAAGCUUCAAUGAAGAAAAGAAUUUACUGCUGAAGAACAAACCGCUACCAAAGUCCAGUAGAAUAUUCUCUUUAAAUCCCUUCAUUGAUCAGUCUCUAAUAAGAAUGUCGAGUAGAAUACAUAGUUCAUCAGAAAUGGUAUAG